UCCUCCGGUGGAGGCAGCGCGAGUGCAGAGAGGUUUGCUUUUCCAGAGGUGCUGGGAGCCCGGUGCCUCGUGGCCCCUAACCCCAGCCCUGGGCACAGUCUGAGCGCGAGAGUCAGGCAGUCUGGGGCCGCCCGUCUCGGCUUGAGAGUAGGUGACUCAGAAAAGUUGAUCACUUUUGAGGGGGCCAGAGUAGGUGGGGGUGGGCUCCCCUCCAGCCCGGCAGGAGCCCUGGCCUGUCAGCAGUCUCCCUCCCAGCCCGGGAGGCACACACGUUCACCCCACUUUCUUCCUCUUCCUCCUCCGGCCCACUUUCUCUUCUCUGUGUCGUCAGAGCUCCAGGGAGGGACCUGGGUAGACUGAGAAGCCGGAAACAGCGGGCUGGGGCAGCUACUGCUUGCACCGAAGAGGAAGGCCGGGCGAGGACAGAGAGAGGGGGAGAGAGAGAGAGAGAGAGAGAGAGAGUUUUGUUCUCUCUCUGGUGGUGGUGGAGGAGGAGGGGGUGCCUGCCGGGCAGCCCUGAACUCGUGGACAGAGCUCCAGCCCCAUGGGGCCUGACAGUGCCUGCUGAGCGGGAGAAGACAGCGGAGGGGUUGCCAAGGCACCCUCCAAACCCCACAUCAUGUCUCUGUGGGGUCUGGUCUCCAAGAUGCCCCCAGAGAAACUGCAGCGACUCUACGUCGACUUCCCCCCACACUUGCGGCAUCUCCUGGGAGACUGGCUGGAGACCCAGCCCUGGGAGUUCCUGGUCGGCUCGGAUGCCUUCUGCCUCUCCAUGGCUAGCGCUCUCUUUUCAGCCACGGUCAAGCGCCUCCAGACCUCAGCGGGAGAGCAAGGCGAGGGGAGCACCAUCUUGCAACCCAUCAGCACCCUGGAGAGCGUAUAUCAGAGGGACCCCCUGAAGCUGGUGGCCAUUUUCAGACAAAUCCUUCAAGGGGAGAAAAAAGCUGUUAUGGAACAGUUCCACCACCUGCCAAUGCCCUUCCACUGGAAGCAGGAAGAGCUCAAGUUCAGCACAGCCUUGCAGAGGCUGCGGCACCGAGUGGAGGAGGCUCACCGUCUCCGGGAUGCCCUGCAGCAGGGGCCUGAGGCCGGCCAAGUGUCUCUGCACAGCUUGCUGGAAACUCCUGCCAAUGGGAUGGGCACAAAUGAGGCGCUGGCCACGCUGCUGCAGGAGGCUGUGGGGGAGCUGGAGGCAGCCCAGGCCUUGGUGCUGAAGAGGAUCCAGAUCUGGAAGCGGCAGCAGCAGCUGUCAGGGAAUGGCGCGCCCUUUGAGGAGAGCCUGGCCCCGCUGCAGGAGAGGUGUGAGAGCCUGGUGGACAUUUAUUCCCAGCUACAGCAGGAGGUAGGGGCAGCUGGUGCGGAGCUGGAGCCCAAGACCCGGGCCCCGCUGAUCAGCCGGCUGGAUGAAGUCCUGCGCACCCUGGUUACCAGCUCCUUCCUGGUGGAGAAGCAGCCCCCCCAGGUUCUGAAGACCCAGACCAAGUUCCAGGCAGGGGUCCGAUUCCUGCUGGGCCUGCGGUUCCUGGGAGCCUCAGCCAAGCCUCCGCUGGUCAGGGCUGAGAUGGUGACCGAGAAGCAGGCGAGGGAGCUGAGUGUGCCCCAGGGAUCUGGCGCUUCUGCAGAGAGCACAGGAGAAAUCCUCAACAACACCGCAUCCCUGGAGAACAGCAUUCCUGGGAACUGCUGCUCCGCCCUCUUCAAGAACCUGCUUCUGAAGAAAAUCAAGCGGUGUGAGCGGAAGGGCACCGAGUCGGUCACCGAGGAGAAGUGUGCUGUGCUCUUCUCCACCAGCUUCACGCUGGGCCCCAGCAAAGUCCCCAUCCAGCUCCAGGCCCUGUCUCUGCCCCUGGUGGUCAUCGUUCAUGGUAACCAAGACAACAACGCCAAAGCCACCAUCCUGUGGGACAAUGCCUUCUCGGAGAUGGACCGUGUGCCUUUUGUGGUGGCCGAGCGUGUGCCCUGGGAGAAGAUGUGUGAAACUCUGAACCUCAAGUUCAUGGCCGAGGUGGGGACCAACCGGGGGCUGCUCCCAGAGCACUUCCUCUUCCUGGCCCAGAAGAUCUUCAAUGACAACAGCCUCAACGUGGAGGCUUUCCAGCACCGCUCUGUGUCCUGGUCACAGUUCAACAAGGAGAUCCUGCUGGGCCGAGGCUUCACCUUCUGGCAGUGGUUCGAUGGCGUCCUGGACCUCACCAAACGCUGCCUCAGGAGCUACUGGUCUGACCGGCUGAUCGUUGGCUUCAUCAGCAAGCAGUAUGUCACGAGCCUUCUCCUGGGUGAGCCUGAUGGAACCUUCCUCCUCCGCUUCAGCGACUCAGAGAUUGGGGGCAUCACCAUUGCCCACGUCAUCCGGGGCCAAAAUGGCUCCCCACAGAUAGAGAACAUUCAGCCAUUCUCUGCCAAAGACCUCUCCAUUCGCUCCCUGGGGGACCGGAUCCGGGACCUCGCUCAGCUCAAAAACCUCUACCCCAAGAAGCCCAAGGACGAGGCUUUCCGGAGCCACUACAAGCCUGAACAGAUGGGAAAGGAUGGCAGGGGUUACGUCCCAGCUACCAUCAAGAUGACCGUGGAAAGGGACCAGCCUCUUCCCACCCCGGAGCCCCAGAUGCCUGCCAUGAUGCCCUCUUAUGACCUUGGGAUGCCCCUGGAGUCCGCCAUGCAGCUCGGCCCAGAUGUGUCCCAAGUCUACCCACCACCUGCGCACUCUAUUCCCUACCAAGGCCUUCCCACAGAGGACUCAGUCGGGGUGUUGUCAGCCUUCCCGGAGACUCGCCUGCAGAUAUCCCCUAGCCUGAGCCAAAUGAACCUGCCCUUCGUCCAGCCUCACCCCUCCCUGCUGCAGUGCCAGCCUCAGGAGCAUGCCGUGUCCAGUCCCGAGCCUCCGCUGUGCUCAGAUGUGACUAUGGCGGAAGACAGCUGCCUGGGCCAGCAGGUGGCAGGGUUCCCUCAGAGCACCUGGCCCAGUGAAGACAUGUUCCCACCCCUGCUGCCACCCACAGAACAGGACCUCACCAAGCUUCUCCUGGAGGGGCAAGGAGAGGCAGGGGGAGGGUCCCUGGGACCCCAGCCCCUCCUGCAGCCUUCCCACUAUGGGCAGACUGGGAUCUCCAUGUCCCACCUGGACCUAAGAGCCAACCCCAGCUGGUGAGCCCAGCUGGAUGAGGAGCCCAGGGAGACAGCUUUGCCACCGCCCUGUGGACCUGCCCGGGACACGGCUCCUGCUCUGCCAAGCAGCAGACGGGGAGGCGCCCUCCCAGCCCCACCCACUCUUGGUCAGGAGGAAGACUCUGCCGGGAGAAUGCAGGGGGGGUGGAGCUGCCCCACUCCUUCCUUCCUACUGCACACCCCCAUCCAUCCCCUUCCAACAGUGGAAGGGAAGUUCUGGCUUCAAAGCAAGACACGCCCCAACAUGCCUGCACCUGCAGCACACACAUGCACACAGCUCUCUGGAAGGUGGGGCUGAGCAGGCGAGGCUGGCCUGGGGCAUGGGUUGGGGUGUGGAGGGCUCCUCUGCCCAUCCCAAGCCAGGGUCCGCGACACACUUCCAGAGAUGUGCACACGCAUUGGCACUGGAGGCUGAGAUAGUGGGUCUGGGCCUGGGUCCUUGCCCUGGGGGAAUGGGGAAGCUGUUCAGGGGGGACACUGGGUGGAAGGACAGGAGGGCUCUGGACACGUGGAUGUUGACAAGGUUUUGCCCAGAUUAAGAAACAAACCCCAGCAGCCUCUGAUGGAGGCUUUUGGUCUAACAGUAUGCAGGAGCCCAAGGCCAAGUUCCUUCGUGUGCAGCUGUCCAAGUGUGUGUACCCAAGACAUGUUAAUGCAGAUACUACACAUCAGUUAUGUGACCACAUACAAUCUGUGCCUAUCUUGCUUUUGCCCAUGUUGACGACACAAAUUUGGGAGUACGAGACACUGCACAGGACCCCAGCUGCUGUGUCGGUUAACGUGUACUAACCCAACGUGCUGUGGUUCCAGUAUGACUCUGCCCAGCUGGGUCCAUGUGGCUAUGCCACCUACAUGUGGCUGUAGCUUUAGGACCUCUGAUGCUGCCCCCAGGGGCCAGGGAGUGUGAGUCUUUGGUCCAGGCCUGGCCCUCCAUCGCUUUUUGUCUGUCCUACCCCCUACACUGCCAGCUUCUCUCCACUGUCCCAGCCUGGCCUGUCCCAUCCCUUCUCUCUUUUGGGGUGGGGGUGGGGAAGGGGAGUCAUAGAUCCUAAGCCAUAAAAUAAAUU
This is a messenger RNA of Lepus europaeus (European hare), 4232 nucleotides long. RefSeq names its product signal transducer and activator of transcription 6 (gene STAT6). The coding region runs from base 620 to 3148 and encodes 842 amino acids. Lineage: Eukaryota; Metazoa; Chordata; Mammalia; Lagomorpha; Leporidae. The transcript has 22 exons. Gene Ontology annotation, molecular function: DNA-binding transcription factor activity, RNA polymerase II-specific; RNA polymerase II cis-regulatory region sequence-specific DNA binding. The record is from RefSeq and is a predicted model, not a curated record. Gene Ontology annotation, biological process: cell surface receptor signaling pathway via JAK-STAT; growth hormone receptor signaling pathway via JAK-STAT; regulation of cell population proliferation.